Molecule: messenger RNA, 1179 nt
Organism: Penicillium macrosclerotiorum
Lineage: Eukaryota; Fungi; Ascomycota; Eurotiomycetes; Eurotiales; Aspergillaceae
Product: CorA family magnesium transporter
Exons: 2
Coding region: 1-1179 (392 amino acids)
Biological process (GO): mitochondrial magnesium ion transmembrane transport
Cellular component (GO): mitochondrial inner membrane
Molecular function (GO): magnesium ion transmembrane transporter activity
Source: RefSeq, a predicted model, not a curated record
AUGCUGUCUCCGCUGAAGCCGUCGGUGCCGUCAGCCUCGUUACUGCGCUUCUUGCGCUUGCAGUCUGAAUUUGUGAUCAGUUCUUCGGCAAGGACUCAACCCAAACCACGGGCUCCGUGCUGUCAGGCCUUCGCGCCGGUAUUCCCUCGCCGAACUUCGAGUUGGGCCCGACCAGGGAUUCGCAACAAUUCUACAACUGGCGAGGCCACAGAAUCUCUCAUCACAAGAUCGAGGAUCCUAUCUGCGGCAAACCGCUCACCCAAACUUUUGACAUUGACUCGUCAUGCAUCAACAACUCGUCGCCCACUGCUCAAGAGGCUAUUCGACCUGAAGCGUAGCAAAGAGGUCGAUUAUAAAAGCAACCGCAAUCAGGGACCCUCUCUAAUUGAUGAUAGCACAGACGGCAUCUUCAAUAUUGGUCGGGGAUUAGCUGCUAAAGCCUCAAAUGAGUUGCGGAUUAGAUGCACGGAGUUCGAUACUAAUGGAAAUGUCACGCUGGUGAAUGGGGAGUUCCGGAAGUUGGAACUCAUCGCUAAGUAUGGCCUCCUCCCUCGCGAUCUACGGAAAAUCGACUCAUCAACACUACCACAUAUCCUGGUCCGACCGAGCGCGAUUCUAAUCAACCUCCUGCACCUCCGUGUUCUUAUAAAAGCCGAUCGGGUGCUUGUCUUCGAUGCCUAUGGAUCGACAGACUCUUACAUGCAGUCACUUUUUAUUUACGACCUCGAGGCAAAACUACGUCAAAAACAACCCACUGCGGCACAAGCUGGCCAAGCUUUGCCCUAUGAAUUUCGUGCUCUUGAAGCUGUCCUGAUUAGUGUGACAACUGGCCUUGAGGAAGAAUUUAAUGGUGUCAGGGAACCAGUUGUACGAGUCCUUCGUGCACUCGAAGAGGACAUUGAUCGUGACAAGCUUAGACAUCUUCUGAUCUACUCAAAGAAGCUUGGAACUUUCGAGCAAAAGGCUCGGCUCGUGCGAGAUGCUAUCGAUGACCUGCUUGAGGCGGACGACGAUCUAGCUGCCAUGUACUUGUCUGAAAGAGCGACUGGAAAGGAAAGGGAUGAAGAUGACCACCAGGAGGUGGAGAUGUUGCUAGAAUCAUACCACAAGGUGUGCGACGAAAUUGUCCAGGCAAGUGGCAAUCUGGUGACUAAUAUUCGCAACACCGAAGAAGUGUAA